UUCUAACCUAUAAGAUUCGAUUUAUAUAAAAAUUAUUAUUAUUUCGCACUGAUUAGAAUUAUGGAAUUUUAUUAAGUGAAACAAGAUUGUUAGAUAAAAAUGGUUUACGAUCAUGGACAAGCCGUGAGACUGUUAUACAAAACAAUUUUAAAAUUACACAGAGGUUUGCCUCCGGCGAUGCAAGAAUUGGGGACAAGAUAUGCAAGGGAAGAGUUUCGGAGACACAAAAAAUGUACGCCAGAUCAAGCUUUAAUCUUUGUUAAUGAAUGGACGGAUUAUGCUAUAACGUUAGCAAAACAAUUAGGUGUACAAGGAAUUAAAAAACAUACUGAAAUUGGGAAAGCACUCAAUGAUAAAGAUUUGGAUCAUUUUCGUCCCGAACAAGUGCAACAAUUGUAUGAAUUAAUGCUUAAUGCAACUGGACGUGAAAAGGAUAAAAUUAAUGAUAAAACAUAAGUGGGUAUUGUUAAUAGAAAAUAUUUAUUAUAUCAAAUUUGUAGAUA
Onthophagus taurus is the source of this 503-nucleotide messenger RNA. RefSeq names its product Succinate dehydrogenase assembly factor 3 (gene Sdhaf3). The record is from RefSeq and is a predicted model, not a curated record. NCBI's taxonomy places the organism in Eukaryota, Metazoa, Arthropoda, Insecta, Coleoptera, Scarabaeidae. Gene Ontology annotation, cellular component: mitochondrion; mitochondrial intermembrane space. Gene Ontology annotation, biological process: succinate metabolic process; mitochondrial respiratory chain complex II assembly.